Molecule: messenger RNA, 3769 nt
Organism: Ochotona curzoniae (black-lipped pika)
Lineage: Eukaryota; Metazoa; Chordata; Mammalia; Lagomorpha; Ochotonidae
Product: zinc finger protein 260-like
Exons: 1
Coding region: 61-2385 (774 amino acids)
Biological process (GO): regulation of transcription by RNA polymerase II
Molecular function (GO): DNA-binding transcription factor activity; RNA polymerase II cis-regulatory region sequence-specific DNA binding
Source: RefSeq, a predicted model, not a curated record
GGAAAUACAGUAUAACCAAUUCAAAAUGUGUUCUUCCUUUUUCCUAGGAAGCCUGAUGAAAUGCCAUUUGGUACAAAGCAUGCUUCUGAUGUCCCUGAGCAAAACGUCCUGAUUCAGGAAAAUCUCAGUCAGCAUGACAAGAUGCACAUUUGUCAGCGGUCUUUUGAACACAAUGGGAAAGCAAAACCUUUCACCAGGAAGAAGAUAUUCGUUGUGUGUGAGAAAGUUGACAUCAAUGACCCGUGUCAUAAGCAAGCUGUCAAUUGUGGAGAAAAAAUUGAGGUUGAAUGGAAAAUGUUGCAUAACAAUGCUAACUUUGGCACAAAGCAGCAAACACAAUCAGAAGAGAAACAGCAUGAACAUUUCCAGAGUGAGAAAGCUCUUAUCUAUAAAACAGAUGUGAAAGUAAACCAGAUACCACAAGCAGGAAAACAUCAGUGUAUAUGUGGCUACUGUAAAAAAUCUUUUAGCUAUAAAUCUUACCUUACAACCAAUCAGAGAACUGACAUGGGAGAAAGUUUCUAUGUGUGCAAUGAAUGUAAAGAGAACAUAGGUCAUAAGUCAGAACUCACUAGAGAGCAGAUAGCUCAGACUGGAGAGAAGGCAAAUCAAUGUACAGAGCUGGGAAAAGCUUUUUCCCGGAAAUCACAUCUAAGCUCACAUCAGAGAAUCCACACCGGGGAAAAGGCUUAUGAAUGUAGCCAGUGUGGAAAAACUUUUUCUUGGAAUUCACAUCUAAGGUCACAUCAGAGAAUCCACACAGGCGAAAAGCCUUAUGAAUGUAGCCAGUGUGGAAAAGCUUUUUCUUGGAAAUUACAGCUAAGCUCACAUCAGAGAAUCCACACAGGCGAAAAGCCUUAUGAAUGUAGCCAGUGUGGAAAAGCUUUUUCCCGGAAAUCACAUCUAAGCUCACAUCAGAGAAUCCACACUGGGGAAAAGCCUUAUGAAUGUAGCCAGUGUGGAAAAGCGUUUUCCCAAAAAUCACAUCUAAGGUCACAUCAGAGAAUCCACACCGGGGAAAAGCCUUAUGAAUGUAGCCAGUGUGGAAAAGCUUUUUCUUGGAAAUUGCAGCUAAGCUCACAUCAGAGAAUCCACACUGGGGAAAAGCCUUAUGAAUGUAGCCAGUGUGGAAAAGCGUUUUGCCGGAAAUCACAUCUAAGCUCACACCAGAGAAUCCACACUGGGGAAAAGCCUUAUGAAUGUAGCCAGUGUGGAAAAACUUUUUCCCGAAACUCACAUCUAAGCUCACAUCAGAGAAUCCACACCGGGGAAAAGGCUUAUGAAUGUAGCCAGUGUGGAAAAACUUUUUCUUGGAAUUCACAUCUAAGGUCACAUCAGAGGAUCCACACAGGCGAAAAGCCUUAUGAAUGUAGCCAGUGUGGAAAAGCUUUUUCUUGGAAAUUACAGCUAAGCUCACAUCAGAGAAUCCACACAGGCGAAAAGCCUUAUGAAUGUAGCCAGUGUGGAAAAGCUUUUUCCCGGAAAUCACAUCUAAGCUCACAUCAGAGAAUCCACACUGGGGAAAAGCCUUAUGAAUGUAGCCAGUGUGGAAAAGCGUUUUCCCAAAAAUCACAUCUAAGGUCACAUCAGAGAAUCCACACCGGGGAAAAGCCUUAUGAAUGUAGCCAGUGUGGAAAAGCUUUUUCUUGGAAAUUGCAGCUAAGCUCACAUCAGAGAAUCCACACUGGGGAAAAGCCUUAUGAAUGUAGCCAGUGUGGAAAAGCGUUUUGCCGGAAAUCACAUCUAAGCUCACACCAGAGAAUCCACACUGGGGAAAAGCCUUAUGAAUGUAGCCAGUGUGGAAAAACUUUUUCCCGAAACUCACAUCUAAGCUCACAUCAGAGAAUCCACACCGGGGAAAAGCCUUAUGAAUGUAGCCAGUGUGGAAAAACUUUUUCUUGGAAUUCACAUCUAAGGUCACAUCAGAGGAUCCACACAGGCGAAAAGCCUUAUGAAUGUAGCCAGUGUGGAAAAGCUUUUUCUUGGAAAUUACAGCUAAGCUCACAUCAGAGAAUCCACACAGGCGAAAAGCCUUAUGAAUGUAGCCAGUGUGGAAAAGCUUUUUCUUGGAAAUUGCAGCUAAGCUCACAUCAGAGAAUCCACACUGGGGAAAAGCCUUAUGAAUGUAGCCAGUGUGGAAAAGCGUUUUGCCGGAAAUCACAUCUAAGCUCACACCAGAGAAUCCACACUGGGGAAAAGCCUUAUGAAUGUAGCCAGUGUGGAAAAACUUUUUCCCGGAAAUCAUAUCUAAUCUCACAUCAGAGAAUCUAUACCGGGGAAAAGCCUUAUGAAUGUAGCCAGUGUGGAAAUGCUUUUUCCUGGAAAUCACAGCUGAGGAUACAUCAGAGAAUCCACACGCGGGAAAAGCCUUAUGAAUGUAAAUAAAGCCGAAAAGCUCAGAAAUCACAUCUAAGCUCACAUCAGAGAAUCCAUAAACAGUGAAAAGCCUUAAGAAUGUUGCCAGCGUGGAAAAAGUUUUAGUGAUAAUUCAUUCCUAAUCAUACUUAACAGAUUCCACACAGGGUAAAAGCUUUAUGCAUGUAGCCAGUGUGGAAAAGUUUUUUGCACAAAAUCAGACCUAAUGAGACAUCAGAGAAUGCAUACUGGACAAAAGUGUGUGAAACUAUCAUUUCCACAUUUUCUUUUUCUCCUUCCUGUUUCUGUGGUGGGGUACUACUAGAAGGCAUUCCCACCCUCUUAACCACCCAAGUACCCAGGGAUGGAGACUCCCCCUGCUGACCGCCCAGGGUCCUUAGGUGGGGCAUACACCGAGGGUUCUGCCUAGGUGUUUUCAAUAGUUCUGAUAUGUUGUUAGGCUCACUGACUUAAGGGAAUACUUUGUAUGCCCAUUGACUGACAGUAAACCUUAGAGUCUGCAUUCACCCAGACAUUUGUUGUCGUUGUUUGGCUGGGGUGGUUUUCCAGUUUAUUCUGUCCUCCCUCUGUGAUGGUCCAGAGGUCCUCUUCAGGGCUCAGUGAGUUAUAAUAUUCUAUAUUGGCUGGGCCAGCUGCCCAUGAAUCCAACUUUUUUGCUGAGGAGCAUUAGUUGUCAAAAGUGUGCCAUGACCUGAGCUAGGUAACCAGGGCCCAACAGGACCAUCAUCAAUGGGGCUCAUGGACACAGCAUCAACUGUGCAGACUGGUGAAUGGCCAAGGCCAGGAGAUGCAGGCCUGCGAGUUCCCCUACAACCAAGCAACAUGGACCCAGCAUCAAUCACACUUGUGAGCCUAAGGAUUUGGGCCAAGCAACCUAGUCCCGACUGGAUCGCCAACUCCCAAUGCUAACAGACCUAGCACUCACUACAAAGGCAGGGCAAGGACACAGGCCAAUUGACACACAUACCUCUGAAUACCAUAGGAUCUUGGCUCACGAACCUGGCAGCAACAUCAUAACACACCUAGGGUCAAAGCACAGCUCUCAGGGCCCGGGGUGAGGCUGAAGAAGGGGCGGACCAAGCCACCCCCAGAAGAGUCCGGCCACCACCCGACGCUCCCAGGGGCAGGGAGUGGGGGUGCUGGGUACUCAGCUAAGGGUCACAGACUGCUCAUGGCCGGCCACUCUUUCUCCUGGCUAAGGAACUCUUAGUGCCAAUCCUGGGACAUGCAUAAGCCAGUGUGGGUAUAGGUUGGUUGGGGAUUUCCAAGGCAAUAGCUGGCAGAUGCUGGCACAGGGCCCGGAUUCUGUCAGACAUAGUCAUGGCUAGACAGAUGCUGGCACCGGCUGGCAAUUAUGUGGACAGGAUAGUGGGGCUGGUUGGGAUGAACCGGG